Messenger RNA from Melanotaenia boesemani (Boeseman's rainbowfish), 2821 nucleotides. Its product is annotated as BTB/POZ domain-containing protein 6-B-like. Gene Ontology annotation, biological process: neurogenesis. Gene Ontology annotation, cellular component: cytosol. NCBI's taxonomy places the organism in Eukaryota, Metazoa, Chordata, Actinopteri, Atheriniformes, Melanotaeniidae. The transcript is spliced from 4 exons. Gene Ontology annotation, molecular function: protein binding. Bases 610 to 2247 code for a protein of 545 amino acids. The record is from RefSeq and is a predicted model, not a curated record.
ACGCGGUGCCUGCAUCUGAUUGGUUCCCAGCGAGUCCUGGGCGUCCGAGGAGAUCAAGAAGGGAAAAAAGCAGUAAAAAUAGAGCAGACCCCAAAAACUCAAGACAAAUGAGUAUUUACCUCGGAUGUGUAUGACUGCAGCGCAACAUUACCGCUGGCUCGGUCUCAGUCGACUAAGGUUUUGAAAAAAAAAGAGGGCUACAUUUCUGAGAGGUUUCACGCAGAGGAGGGGUGGAAAAAAAGGGGGAAGGACUUGAAUAUCAGCUGCGACUAUCCGGAUUACCCACUCGCUGAAAAAGGGAAAACAAACGAAGACAGGACAUUUCUCCGCCAAGUGAGGAUGAGCUGACGCCGAGGAAAAGAGGCCGAACUGUUUGUGGUGGAAGUUGGAAACGGAGGAAGGAACCGUCUCCACCGACCCGGGCGGAUAUUUAGAUGUUGCGGCGUAAACUUCGCUGUCGAGGCCGUUUUAAAGCGGCAUUGUAGGAGCUGGGUUUCAUAUAGAAGAACGACAAAUUAAAAAUAAAUCCCGUUCAAUUUGUUCGCUUGGACACGUAAAACGUCUCAUAUCACCGGGCACGGACACGGAGAAGAUCAGCUGCUUGUGCCGAUGCCAACGGCAGAUUGUAGGCUGCUCCAUCAUGGCCGGAUCAUGAGGUGUUUGACUUAUCUCUUACUGCUUCCAGAAACGCUGAAAAAGUCCAAAAAGGUCAGCAGGCUGCCGGUAUGUUAUGAGAUCCUGACUCUGUCCCUGUCGAGCACCAAGAAGAAGCAGCAGCAGAAGGAGAAGAUGGCUGCGGAGCUGUACCCCGCCGCCAACACCAACAACACCAACUUGGCCAACGGCACUACGGUCGCGGACACCGAGAAGACCAAGGAGGUGCAGGUGUGCCUCGCGAGCCGCGGCGGAAGCGCGGCCACCACACCGACCACCCAGCAAAACAUCAACAACAACAACGUAGACCCACCCAGCUGGCAAUGCAGCCACCCAACACUCAGAGAGAGGAACGCCUUGAUGUGUAACAAUGAGCUGAUGGCUGACGUCCACUUCAUUGUUGGGCCCUUGGGGGGGUCACAGAGGGUCCCAGCUCACAAGUAUGUGCUGGCCGUGGGAAGCUCGGUCUUCUGUGCCAUGUUUUACGGCGAUUUGGCGGAGGAGGAGUCUGAAAUUCAUAUUCCAGACGUGGAACCUGCUGCUUUUCUAAUUCUGCUGAAGUACCUGUACAGCGAUGAGAUCGACCUGGAGGCGGACACGGUGCUGGCCACCCUGUACGCUGCCAAAAAGUACAUUGUACCUGCACUGGCCAAGGCCUGCGUCACCUUCCUGGAAACCAGCCUGGAAGCCAAGAACGCCUGCGUGCUGCUUUCCCAGAGCCGCCUGUUCGAGGAGCCGGAGCUGACGCAGCGCUGCUGGGAGGUGAUCGACGCUCAGGCCGAGCUGGCGCUGCGCUCAGAGGGCUUCUGUGAGAUCGACGUGCAGACGCUGGAGAUCAUCUUGAGGAGGGAGACGCUCAACACUAAGGAGGUGGUGGUGUUCGAGGCCGUGAUGAACUGGGCCACGGCGGAGUGUAAGAGACAAGGUUUGGGGCCGACGACCAGGAACAGAAGAGACGUCCUGGGCAAGGCGCUGUUCUUGGUGCGCAUUCCCACCAUGAGCCUGGAGGAGUUUGCUAACGGAGCGGCACAGUCUGACAUCCUGACGCUAGAGGAGACGCACAAUGUGUUCCUGUGGUACACGGCGGCUAAAAAGCCUCAGCUGGACUUCCCCCUGACGGCCAGGAAGGGCUUGGCUCCUCAGAGGUGCCACCGCUUCCAGUCCUCUGCCUACCGGAGCAACCAGUGGCGCUACCGCGGCCGGUGCGACAGCAUUCAGUUCGCGGUGGACAAGAGGAUCUUUAUCGCCGGUUUGGGGCUGUACGGGUCGAGCGGGGGGAAAGCCGAGUACAGCGUGAAAAUCGAGCUUAAGAGACAAGGGGUGAUCCUGGCGCAGAACCUGACCAAGUUUGUGUCGGACGGGUCGAGCAGCACGUUUCCGGUGUGGUUCGAGCACCCCGUCCAGGUGGAGCAGGACGCCUUCUACACGGUGAGCGUCGUGCUGGACGGAAACGAGCUGAGCUACUUCGGCCAGGAGGGAAUGACGGAGGUGCAGUGCGGGAAGGUGACAUUUCAAUUCCAGUGCUCCUCCGACAGCACUAACGGGACCGGAGUUCAGGGAGGACAGAUCCCAGAGCUGGUCUUCUACGCGUAGGCUGCUCCGGACUACCGCUGGAAAACGAGGUUCCUCCUCGCCUCCCAGUCUUCAACGUAAUGUAGCAUUAAACACUUGAGUAACGUCACACUAAAUGGCCUGCUUAGAUCUCUGAGAGACUAUUUUAAAAAGCGAAGGAGCUGUUUUAUCUUAUUUAAUUUAAUGUUAUUUUUUUAUUUAAAUCCUGAUUUAAGGUUAUUUGCUCUGAUGCGGCUGCUGUAGAAGCAACAUUAACUCAGCAAUCUGUGGUUAUGUAAUCAAGCUGAGCUCCACAACUGGAACGAGUAGGGACGGCUUCAAAUGGUGUAAAAGAAAGUCUACAUACGAUGUUGUUACUAUAGUUCAAGCAGCAAUACACAAGGAGCAGACUUUAUGUAGUGUCAUGAUUCUAAAUGAGAAGAAAUGUAGAAAUCUUGUCAAAAAGUCAUUUUGCACUUCAGAGGACGACCUCAGAAACGCGUCUUUUGUAAAAGAAGAUUUAACUGUUAACAGCUUGAUGCUGUUAAAGACCAGAUGUGUUCUGUACAAGAAUGCUUAAACACCUGAUAAUAAAACAUUAAGGUUAUAAUGUGAA